CGGGAAAGAUUUGGGAUUUUAGGUUAUCUAUUGAGUUCAGUUCAUUCAUUUUUGCGCCAUCAAUGGCUUCAGCGAAAGACGCCGAUCCAACCCUAGGGUACCUGACCCGAAAGGACACGGAAGUGAAGCUCCCGCGGCCAACCCGGGUCAAGAACAAAACUCCGGCGCCGAUUCAGAUCACUGCCGAGCAGAUCCUCCGCGAGGCCCGGGAGCGCCAGGAGGCGGAGAUCCGUCCGCCGAAGCAGAAGAUCACUGACGCCAACGAGCUCUCCGAGUACCGCCUCCGCAAGCGCAAGGAGUUCGAGGACCUCAUUCGCCGGGUCCGAUGGAACAUCAGCGUCUGGAUAAAGUAUGCGCAGUGGGAGGAGUCGCAAAAGGACUUCAAACGCGCGCGCUCCGUGUGGGAGCGAGCGCUCGAGGUCGACUACCGGAACCACACGCUGUGGCUCAAGUACGCCGAGGUGGAGAUGAAGAACAAGUUCAUCAACCACGCGCGCAAUGUCUGGGACCGCGCGGUGUCGCUCCUGCCGAGAGUGGACCAGCUUUGGUACAAGUACAUCCACAUGGAGGAGAUGCUCGGCAACGUUGCCGGCGCCAGGCAGGUGUUCGAGCGCUGGAUGAACUGGAUGCCGGACCAGCAGGGCUGGCUCUCGUACAUCAAGUUCGAACUUCGCUACAAUGAAGUCGAGCGAGCUAGGCAGAUCUUCGAGCGGUUUGUUCAGUGCCACCCCAAGGUAGCCGCGUGGAUCAGGUACGCCAAGUUCGAGAUGAAGAACGGCGAGGUCGUUAGGGCGAGGAGUGUGUACGAGAAGGCGGUGGAGUUGCUCGCCGAUGAUGAGGAGGCCGAGCAAUUAUUCGUCGCCUUUGCUGAGUUUGAGGAGCGGUGCAAAGAGACCGAGCGCGCGAGGUGUAUCUACAAGUUUGCGCUUGAUCAUAUACCGAAAGGGAGGGCCGAGGACUUGUAUAAGAAGUUUGUAGCGUUUGAGAAGCAGUUUGGGGAUAGAGAAGGUAUUGAGGACGCCAUUGUGGGGAAGAGGAGGUUUCAGUAUGAGGACGAGGUGAGGAAGAAUCCACUGAAUUAUGAUUCGUGGUUUGAUUAUAUUCGGUUGGAAGAGAGUGUUGGGAAUAAGGAGAGGAUUAGGGAGGUUUAUGAGAGGGCCAUUGCUAAUGUUCCUCCGGCUGAGGAAAAGCGGUAUUGGCAGCGGUAUAUUUACUUGUGGAUUAAUUAUGCGCUAUAUGAAGAGCUUGACGCCAAAGACUCUGAACGAACGAGAGAAGUGUAUAGGGAGUGUCUUAAGCUGAUUCCUCAUGAGAAAUUCUCUUUUGCUAAAAUAUGGCUUUUAGCUGCCCAGUUUGAGAUUCGGCACCUGAACCUCAAGGCUGCACGACAAAUUCUAGGAAAUGCAAUUGGCAAAGCUCCUAAAGAUAAGAUAUUCAAGAAGUAUAUCGAGAUAGAGCUGCAGCUUGGAAAUAUAGAUCGCUGUAGGAAACUUUAUGAGAGGUAUCUAGAGUGGUCGCCAGAGAAUUGCUAUGCAUGGAGCAAGUACGCAGAGUUGGAGAGAUCUUUGUGUGAGACUGAGCGAGCUAGGGCUAUUUUUGAGCUUGCGAUUGCCCAACCAGCUCUGGAUAUGCCAGAGUUGCUGUGGAAGACCUAUAUUGACUUUGAAAUAUCAGAGGGUGAGUUUGAAAGGACCAGAGAACUCUAUGAGAGACUUCUGGACAGAACUAAGCACCUGAAGGUAUGGAUAAGCUAUGCCAAGUUCGAGGCAUCUGCUAUGGAGGAUGGUGGGGGUUCGGAUCUGGCAGAAGAAGAUCUCCAGGAACAAACGAAGCAUUGCAUUCAGCAUGCAAGAAGGGUGUUUGAGAAAGCUAUAAACUAUUUUAGGACUUCUGCACCUGAACUGAAAGAAGAAAGGGCGAUGCUCUUGGAAGAAUGGUUGAAUAUGGAGAGUAGCUUUGGCAAGCUAGGAGAUGUUAGUCUAGUCCAGAGUAAGCUGCCAAAGAAGCUGAAAAAGAGAAGGCAGAUUGUAACUGAGGAUGGUCCUUCUGGGUAUGAGGAGUAUAUUGACUAUCUGUUCCCAGAAGAAACUCAGACUACAAAUCUUAAGAUAUUGGAAGCUGCGUACAAGUGGAAGAAACAAAAGAUAUCUUCGGAUGACGACUAGCAUGGUAACAUGCUUUUUCUUUGGUGUAAAUACACAUUUUUUAUUACUUUAACUGGGUGAAAAUGAAAUAGUGUACCUGCUAAUGAGAUUCUUCUAGAAUUUUGAGGGAACUAAAGUAUUCUGGGGAGUGUUUAGGAAUUUAGAUUCUGAGAAGGUGAGGAAACAACACUCUUAAGGGCUCAAAGUAAAAAUGUAUGGUUGGUCAAUUCCAGUAAUGCACUUUGAACUCUCAUAUUUGAUUA
Messenger RNA from Corylus avellana, 2407 nucleotides. RefSeq lists its product as uncharacterized. Gene Ontology annotation, cellular component: U2-type catalytic step 2 spliceosome; Prp19 complex; precatalytic spliceosome. NCBI's taxonomy places the organism in Eukaryota, Viridiplantae, Streptophyta, Magnoliopsida, Fagales, Betulaceae. Gene Ontology annotation, biological process: mRNA splicing, via spliceosome; spliceosomal complex assembly. The record is from RefSeq and is a predicted model, not a curated record. Gene Ontology annotation, molecular function: protein binding.